Molecule: messenger RNA, 428 nt
Organism: Drosophila arizonae
Lineage: Eukaryota; Metazoa; Arthropoda; Insecta; Diptera; Drosophilidae
Source: RefSeq, a predicted model, not a curated record
AAAAGCAAACUGCAGUCUCAUAAUCUUUCAGUUGCACAGCGCGAGUUGAACAGGUGAUAGCUAACAGGUGAGCGCCCAACAUGACUCGUGCCUUACUUAUCGCUGUGUGCCUUUCGCUGCUCUUCACUCUGGGGGCAGCCAAUUAUGACUACAAUUCAACAGAAGUAUUACGACUGGGCUAUAAUCCCACCUAUGAUCUGUGGUACUUCAACCCCAGAGGUAGACCAAGGGAAAUUACUGAAACAGUCAAAGCUGCCUACAUGCAACAAAAACCUGGCGGCGUUUGUUAUGUGGAGCCCGAUACGUGGCUAUACUGUAGAACACUUGAGCCGAUAAACCAAGAGUGAUAUUCCGCAUUAUAAUCAAGUAUUACUCACAGACAUUGUGCUUAAACUUAAUAAAUUGUUUGUUCCAUUAAAUAUACCUGA